This is a messenger RNA of Rotaria sp. Silwood2, 210 nucleotides long. The record is from the annotation of a GenBank genome assembly. NCBI's taxonomy places the organism in Eukaryota, Metazoa, Rotifera, Eurotatoria, Philodinida, Philodinidae.
AUGGAAGAUUGUGCUCUUCAUCGAGCUUAUCAUGCAUGUGGUACUUAUCUUUUGCAAAUGGUCAGUAUUGCUUGUGAAGUUGUUGAACAACAAAAACGUAAAAAUCUCAACAUAAAACGUUUCCGUAGAUUCUUACAACGGAAAUUGUUAACUGAAGCUUGUUGCCAAACUUUAUGUACUGUUGCUGAAAUGACACGUUAUUGUCCUUAA